GUUUUUUUUGUUUUUUUUUUUACUGGGAAUUUUUGUUCUUCCCGAGACUCAGUAUAAAUAACGUUCAAUUUCAGUUGCACAACACACUGAACCAGAACAAAUCAAAGGAGAAAACUCGGAGCAGAUAAAACAAAAACAAAAAAAAAUCAGAGUUAGCUCUUCAAUAUAUAUCUACAAUAUCAACCCACUUGAUCAUUUAUAAUACUAAGAUACACUGCUCAUUAACAAUGGGAUUCAAUUCACAAAUCAUCUGGGUCUUGCUGUUCAUCUUUUUAAACAGAGUACUUUCAUUUAAAGUUGAAAUGGAGCCACCGCAACGUAGGAUUACUGUAGAGAGUGGAAGCGACCUCGUUCUUACAUGCCGUGCCAAAGACUGUCCUUCCCCGACAUUCAGCUGGAUAGCGCUGGAAGAUAAACCGAUGUACGUGAAGCUCGAGAACGACGUUUUAGAGUCGCGUGCUAUCCUGACACCUGUGCGCAGAGAGAACGAUAACACUUACCUCUGCAAGGUGACGUGUGGAUCACAGAAGGCACAGAAGUCUAGUGAAAUAAAAGUGUACUCUUUCCCCAGCGAUCCUGUCAUUGAACCCCACGCUUCUCUCCAGGAAGGGAAAAAAGUCGCUCUCACCUGCAAAGUCCCGGAUGUGUAUCCUCCAGAGAACUUCGGGAUUCAGUGGCUGGACGGGGAACGUGUUCUCAAAGAAUCAGACUACCAGGAAAGCAGCUCUUUAUCUUUAAUUUACGAGUUCGUUCCCAAAAUUGAAGAAACUGGGAAAAAACUGACCUGCAAAGCCGUAAUCACAAUGGAAGAGAUACCAGAAGCUAGGAAAACCAAAACUACAACUACAACAUUUGAUGUACAAUAUGCCCCACAGAAGCCUUUAGUUUCUGGGAGCCCAAGCAGCACUGUAAGGGAAGGCGAGGAGAUGAGCUUAACCUGCUCUACUCAGAGCAGUCCUCCUGCAGAGCUGGUGUGGAAGAAGCUGCUUCCUCGCGGUCAAUCUCAAGUGGUAGCUGAGGGUGGAACACUGUUCAUUGGGAAGGCUGAGCCCUUUGACUCUGGAGAGUACCAAUGUGAAGCCCGCAAUGCUUUAGGGAACAGCUCGACAAACAUAGAAAUCACUGUUCAAGUUGCACCCAAGAAUACCUCCAUUUCCGUGUACCCGGCUGAAGCACUGAAAGAAGGAGACAGCGUGACUGUUUCUUGUGCCUCCUACAGUGUCCCAGCAGCGACCCUCACUCUGCGCAAGAAGAGCCCCACUGGAGGCAGAGAGCUGGAGUCCAGCAAUGGCUCAUUGACAAUUAAUGAAGCUCAGCUGGGCGACGCGGGGCUGUAUGAAUGUGAAGCCACCAACGAGGUCGGCAGAGAGAAAGCAAUCGUUGAGAUUUCCGUUAAAGUUCCCCCGAGGAAUACAACAGUGUUGGUGUAUCCAUCUACAGAGGUGUUAGAAGGACAAAAUAUCACCAUUUCAUGUAAAACCAUCAGCUACCCUGCCCCGACGAUCGUCUUGAAGAAAAUCGGCAACGGAACGACUUUCUGCUCUGACAACGGCACCUUUGAGCUUUAUUACCUGUCCACGAUUGACACCGGCCUUUACGAGGUCAACGUGACCAACGAUGUGGGCUACGAGGUUGAAGUCAUCGAGAUCCACGUUGGAAAAAGACUUGAGGAGAAGAAGUCUCCUUACCUGGCUAUUUGUAUCCCUAUCAUAGUAGCAUCAGCUGUUGCGUUAGUUGCAGCUUCAGUUCUCUUUGUUAUGCGCUUUUUACGUCAAGCACAGAAUCGAGGAUCAUAUGAGUUAACACAAUUGAAUCCAGCUGCUGUCUAGAGACCGCAUGAUUCUGAGCUACGGGGAGAUGAAAAUGAACCACCAGGGCAUCUUUUAACUUGAAGGAACUGUGUCCAGCAGGGUGGAGGUCUUGAAUGGCUCAAUUGAGAUUGCUUUAGUGGCUUCUGGUGAUGAGCCUUGUUUCUUGAGUCCAAGUUUUGGACAAUCGGGGAACUUAAGAGACUUUAACAAACAAGAGUUUAACAUGUUAAAGGCUUUGUGAGCUGUUCUUGCUGUAUUUGUAUAAUUUUGUGUACCAUUUCAAGAGUCACAUUUUUGCUGCUGUAAUUACAAAUGUCUGCACUAGAAAAUGAAAGCUUUUUAUCAAUCAGUGUAUAGUAAGGUGUAUACUGUCUGGGAUAGCGUUGGAGGAUAGAUGGCAAAUACUGUAAUCAGUUAUUCACAAGCAGUAACAGAGUUUGAUGUUAAGUAUGGGACUGAUCAUUUUGAAUUGCAGCCCUAUUUGUGCUGUUUUGGUGUAUUAUAUAUGCAUUAGAAAACAUGGAAUGGUGUGUUUAGGGGAAUAUACACCCUAAAAUGUGCAAAUCUGGUCUCUUUGAAUCAUAUUUUCAUUUUUGUUUCUCAUUUCAUAUCUAAUUUCAGUACUGAAGACUGAUAAACUUCUAAUGCAUUAUUUUACUGUUAAAAACUGAAAGCACAGAUAAAUUAACAAAGAGAAACUCUCAUAUGGUACCAGAAUUUAAAUUUAUCCUUUUAGAAAACUGAUAUUUAAACUAGCAUUAGAAAACAGAUUGUCCUGUUUUCAAGAAAACAUUAAGCAACAGUUUAGUUUAUUUUUGUUUAUAUAUAAGAGGAAAGGAGAGGAAACUGUUCAUGUUUAAACAUUAUUUUACAUAUGGGAAAAAUGCACAGUGCAUUAAUCAAAUGUUUUCAUCAGCAUAGAAAAACAAAAACCUUUGUCAUAGUUGUAUAAAAUGAUAAAAUCUGCUGGACAGACUUAAUUAGUAAUGUAAAACAUGAAGGAACUAGGAAAAGUAAAAAGUUGCAUGAUUUUUUUUAUUAUUUUGAUUAUUGUCAAUAGUGUUGAUAUUAUGUUCAUUGUAUUAAAUGCUGUAGAAAAUCUGUAUUUUUUGCACUUUGUAAUAUUUUUUGUUUUUUAAUAAAUAUUUAUUUUAAACGG
Messenger RNA from Polyodon spathula (Mississippi paddlefish), 2970 nucleotides. RefSeq names its product vascular cell adhesion molecule 1a (gene vcam1a). The coding region runs from base 228 to 1829 and encodes 533 amino acids. The transcript has 7 exons. Gene Ontology annotation, biological process: cell-cell adhesion. Gene Ontology annotation, cellular component: membrane. NCBI's taxonomy places the organism in Eukaryota, Metazoa, Chordata, Actinopteri, Acipenseriformes, Polyodontidae. The record is from RefSeq and is a predicted model, not a curated record.